AUGACCUUAAGGAAAGAGAGUUUCCAGGGGUCUCUUCCACCCCCUUCUGAGAUGACCAUGGCGAUCGUGGAGAGCAUCAGAGAGGACGAGGACGACCUGCUGCAAUCCGUGACGAGGACUGGAGCGGUGGUGCCGAAGCAGCGAGCGGUGGGGAGGCUGGUCAUGCACAGCAUGGCCAUGUUUGGCCGGGAGUUCUGCUAUGCCGUGGAGGCCGCCUUUGUCACGCCGGUGCUGCUGAGUGUAGGGCUGCCCAAGAACCUCUACAGUCUGGUGUGGCUCAUCAGCCCUAUCCUGGGCUUCGUGCUGCAGCCCGUGGUAGGUUCAGCCAGUGAUCACUGCACCUGUAGCUGGGGCAGGAGGAGACCUUACAUUCUGGGUCUGGGCAUCAUAAUGCUGUUAGGCAUGGCUUUGUACCUCAAUGGGGACGUGAUGAUCUCAGCUUUCAUCGAUGAGAGAGACAAACGGCGGACGUGGGCAAUAGUCAUUACCAUGCUGGGAGUAGUGCUUUUUGAUUUUGCAGCUGAUUUUAUUGAUGGCCCCAUCAAAGCAUAUUUAUUUGAUGUCUGCUCCCAUCAGGAUAAAGAGAAGGGUCUGCAUUACCACGCCCUCCUUACAGGUUUGGGAGGAGCCCUUGGUUACCUGACAGGUGCUAUGGAUUGGGGUGAAACUGUACUAGGAUAUUCCUUGGCAUCAGAAUUCCAGGUGAUUUUCUUGUUCGCAGCCUUGGUUUUCCUAAUCUGCCUUACCAUACAUCUGCACAGUAUUCCUGAAGUCCCACUCAGAUAUGAAAAUGAAGAGGAAAAGUUCUUGUUGGAAGUGACUCGAACCUAUAAAUAUAGAUCCAUAGAGGAGGAACUCAAGAAUGGUUGCGUAAAAUCAACAAGUACUGAAAUGAAGGCUGCAGUGAAACCAGGGAAAUGUGCUGCUAUGUCACGUACAGAGGAUCAAAGGCGGAUGACCCUUAAAUCACUCUUGAAGACACUUCUAAGCAUGCCAUCCCACUAUCGGUAUCUGUGUGUGAGCCACCUUUUUGGAUGGAUGGCUUUCCUGUCCAACAUGCUCUUCUUCACGGAUUUCAUGGGACAGGUUGUAUACCAGGGUAGUCCUUAUGCACCUCAUAACUCCACGCUUUACCUUACCUACAAAACAGGAGUAGAGAUGGGAUGCUGGGGACUGUGCAUCAACGCAAUUUCUUCAUCAGUCUAUUCUUACCUGCAGAAAAUCCUUCUGCCAUACAUAGGAUUAAAGGGACUUUAUUUCAUUGGAUACCUGCUAUUUGGAUUGGGUACUGGAUUAAUUGGCUUGUUUCCCAAUAUCUAUUCCACUCUGGCUCUAUGUUCCCUCUUUGGCGUCAUGUCCAGCACACUGUACACAGUGCCAUUCCACCUCAUUGCCGAGUAUCACAGGGAAGAAGAGUGCCUGAGGCUGCAGGACAGCGAACGAGCUGGAGACCACGGGAGAGGGAAGGGCAUUGACUGUGCUGCUCUCACCUGCAUGGUCCAGCUGGCCCAGAUCAUCCUGGGCGUGGGGCUGGGGCUCCUGGUCAGCAUCGCCGGCAGUGCGGUGACUGUGAUUUCGGCGUCCAUGGUGGCACUCGUCGGCUGCUGCUUUGUUGCUUUUUGUGUCCGAUACGUGGAGUAGGACUGGGCGAAGCAAUUGGAGGAAAUCUCCCCAAGGGAGUGUUUUCUUUUCAGAUUAGUAGCACUGGUGCUGUUGCUGUGCUGGUACUGCUGGCACAUCCUCUUCUCUUACAUCCUCGGAGAGGCUGCAACUCCAGAGCGUUAUGAAAUGUGAGACUUGAUAAAACUGGUUGCCUAAUGCCUCAGAUUGAAAGCUUCUGUAUUUUGACUGCUUUAUUACUUCAUUCCUGCUGAACUCAGUAUAUUAACACGCUAUUACACAGGGUGGUGUGUACACCCGUGGUAUCUCGAUGCCCUACGUGAGAAGUCGUUAUGAAACUCCUCAUUACCAAUUUGUGGAAGUUAAUAGAUGAAGUAUGUGAUCAAUUGAAGAAGUAAUAAAAAUGGACUCAGUUAGGAAGAAAAUAAUUAUUUAUCUUGUUUUUCAAGUAUCUUAAUCUUGGGGAUAUUCCCUCUGGUAGUCAAAAGCUGCGAGAGGAUCAAACAGGUGUCAGAGGCCAUAUAGUGUGAAAUUGUGUCGU
Molecule: messenger RNA, 2161 nt
Organism: Calidris pugnax (ruff)
Lineage: Eukaryota; Metazoa; Chordata; Aves; Charadriiformes; Scolopacidae
Gene: SLC45A2
Product: solute carrier family 45 member 2
Exons: 7
Coding region: 1-1641 (546 amino acids)
Cellular component (GO): membrane
Molecular function (GO): sucrose:proton symporter activity
Source: RefSeq, a predicted model, not a curated record